Messenger RNA from Laccaria bicolor S238N-H82, 963 nucleotides. RefSeq lists its product as uncharacterized. Bases 1 to 963 code for a protein of 320 amino acids. The record is from RefSeq and is a predicted model, not a curated record. The transcript is spliced from 8 exons. Lineage: Eukaryota; Fungi; Basidiomycota; Agaricomycetes; Agaricales; Hydnangiaceae.
AUGCGAAAUCACGAAGAACGACACAUUGUUACCAGUCUGCAUGAAUGCAGGGCUAAGCGCCUAGCAAGUAUCUCCAAGCCUCGACAUUUGCACGAGGUCGACCCCAAAACAACUAUGUGCGGCGCCAAUAUUCCCCUCCCCUCUUCCAGGAGUCAUGAGCAUCCCUAUGUUCUUGGAGCAAGUGAAUCUCUUCAAAAAAACGACAUUGUCAUCGCGUGCGUACUGUGGUUAGUGGUGGCUACAACAGGCAUUGGGAAGACCACAUUCAUCAAUAACUUUGCCAGGGCACUGUUACUUUUGGACAAUUCCCUCCAAGGUUCUAAUGCUGGUGUUCAGGCUGUCGUGAUUCCGGGCGUCGGCAGAAGACAUUUAAUCCUGGUUGAGAUACCCGGCUGUGGCAGCAUUGCAAGAGGCAAUGACCAAAUCGAGAUCCUUGUCAAAGAGUGGCUGACUUCAAAGCAAUUCGCAAGCACACAGUUCCUACACAAUUAUAUCAGGAAACAUUGCAAGGAUAUGUGCAAGCAUCUUGUGCUCGCAACCACGAGUUGUGACAAAGGUCAUGAGGAUAUGAUGGUCAGCGGGAGCUGGAAGCCUUUGAUUGAUAAAGGAGCCACAGUCUUUCGCCUCGACAACACCGCUGCAUCAGCGUUAGAAUUGGCAAUAACCCUCCUUGCGAAGGAUCAAAGCGUCAGUGACGCAGAGCACCUCAACCUCGGGAGAAGGCAAGCCAAAUGGCAUGGCACAGGUACAGCCUUAACUUGCUUGCCUGUCUAUCCAGUUCGAUUUAUAGGACUUAUUGGGGAGCAGCAACCCACUGCCAAAUUUUCAACUCCGCCGUAUUUUCCCAUCACCAAAGACCUGAUCAAAAAAUGGUUGAUCGUCUCAACUGCUCGUAUUUACUUCAACACAACAUUAAUAUCUUACUUCAAGCCUUCCAAACCCCUUUAUAAAAUUCUGUCCUGA